ACCAUCGCUGUUUUGUAAUGCACUGUAGUUACAUUACAAUGUGGAACUCCAACAAAUGUCACGGUCCGAUUACGCUCAAGCUGAUCUAGAUGCAAAUACUCUUUUCAGUAUUUACAUUACUUUCACUAAAUUUCAAAGUUUUCGUGACUCCAGCUCACUCCUUAGACUACACUCUCACACCCUUGAAGGAUGUCCAGUACUCAUCAUGCUUGUGUGCCAAGGGACGAAAGACCUUCAGUUGGACGAUGGCACCCUCUAUCCUGGGAGUAACUAUGACAGAGGUGGAACUGCAACUCCCCAAGAAUGUGGUGGAUGGAUCUGAUCGAAUUUCUCUCUCAGUCCUGGGUGACAUCCUGGGUCGGGCCCUCAAGAACCUGGAUGGACUGUUGCAGAUGCCGUAUGGGUGUGGAGAGCAGAAUAUGGCCCUCCUCGCCCCCAAUAUCUACAUCCUGGAGUACCUGAGGAACACAGAUCAGCUCACUCCAGCCAUCCGAGACAAGGCCAUCAAGUUCCUCACUAGUUUUUGUUUUCCAUUGAAGAAACUUGGUGGGGUGACAGAUGAAGUCACACUGACGGCCUACAUCACUGCUUCAAUGCUGGACCUCAACAUUUCAGUGUCGGAUCCUGUUGUGUACCGCAGCUUGUCUUGCCUGAGGAACUCCACCAGUGAUUUGUCUAACACCUACACUACUGCUCUGCUGGCCUACACCUUUACCCUGGCAGGGGACAUGGAGACCCGGACCCAGCUUCUGCAGCACCUGGACACGAUCUCAUUACAAGAAGCCUCCCUGGCAGUGGAGAUCAACUCCUACCUCAGUGCCUCCCUCUGUCUACCACUGACCUGGGCUACGCCUCCAGCAUCGUCACGUGGCUAG
Oncorhynchus mykiss (rainbow trout) is the source of this 875-nucleotide messenger RNA. Lineage: Eukaryota; Metazoa; Chordata; Actinopteri; Salmoniformes; Salmonidae. The record is from RefSeq and is a predicted model, not a curated record.